UCCAAAGGUCACCAAGGUCACGAAGCUCGCGACUUCACCCAGAUGGCGAGCGAGGGUCGGGUGAGUAGAGGUGUUUUCUUCGUCCCCCCGUUGUACCGUCGGCCAGCGCAUCAAUUUCCACGACUGCGACCCACGUCCGCCCCACGGCCAAUGGUAGGCGCACUGCGAAUUAACCCGUCGCAUUGUCCGCCGGCGUCGAAAAUGCGCCGGACGCGCGCUCGCUAUUCAACAUGUCGUCCCCUCCAUUACAGAGUCCUCUUCGCUCCGUUGUCCCCAUUCAUCAGAUCUCAUUCACGGGCUGCCUGCCAAGCCCCUCCAGCCACCUGACACAGGCUCCGUGUCACUUCACGCCCACCUUGUUUGAGCGCCGUCCCCGCCGACCAGCAGCAGCAGCAGGAACCUCACCGGCUCGCUGCUGGGCCGCAUAUUCUCCACCCCAGAAGCCUGUGCCGUUCCUAAGCCUGUCGUUGAUGCGCCGAACGGAUCGCUCUGCUUCCGAGAACGACGUCGUUUCGUACGUCUCAACACCCGCAGCUGGCAAGCAGAAAGAAAAAAGGCGGUCUGUUUCUGCCUGUCAGCAUCAUCUGUGUCGAGACGGCAACAGCUUCUGCGAGCAUCCAACUGUAGACAGCUUCUUGUAUUACCGCUGCUGUUGUGCGGGCCGAACAUCGACUUUGAUUCUGUGCCGCUGAAGAUCUUCGGAACAAAGAACCAUGAAGGUAGGAGAGCCAGUUCACAGAUCACCCCGAGCGCCUAGUACCUCGUUUUCGAGGUUAGCGCCCGCUCGUUCACGGACUCUGGAUGAGCUUGUUUGGUCGUCAAAACACACUGUCAAACGUCUCGCUUCGCCCAAGCCUG
Molecule: messenger RNA, 858 nt
Organism: Westerdykella ornata
Lineage: Eukaryota; Fungi; Ascomycota; Dothideomycetes; Pleosporales; Sporormiaceae
Exons: 1
Coding region: 231-692 (153 amino acids)
Source: RefSeq, a predicted model, not a curated record